AUGGAGGAACUCACGGCGUUCGUCUCCAAGUCCUUCGACCAGAAAGUGAAGGAGAAGAAGGAGGCCAUCACGUAUCGGGAGGUGCUGGAGAGCGGGCCGCUGCGCGGGGCCAAGGAGCCGCCCGGGGGCGCCGAGCCGGGCCGCGAGGAGCGCAGCAGCCCGGCAGUCCGGGCGGCCGGCGGAGGCGGCGGCGGGGGAGGCGGAGGCGCAGGAGGCGGAGGCGCAGGAGGAGGAGCGGCGGGCGCGGGCGCUGGCGGCGGGCGCUCUCCCGCCCGGGAGCUGGACAUGGGCGCCGCCGAGCGCAGCCGGGAGCCGGGCAGCCCGCGGCUCACCGAGGUGUCGCCGGAGCUGAAGGAUCGCAAAGAGGAUGCGAAAGGGAUGGAGGACGAAGGUCAGACCAAAAUCAAGCAGCGGCGAAGUCGGACCAAUUUCACCCUGGAACAACUCAAUGAGCUCGAGCGGCUUUUCGACGAGACCCACUACCCGGACGCCUUCAUGCGCGAGGAGCUGAGCCAGCGUCUAGGGCUGUCGGAGGCCCGCGUGCAGGUUUGGUUUCAAAAUCGAAGAGCUAAAUGUAGAAAACAAGAAAAUCAACUCCACAAAGGAGUCCUCAUCGGGGCAGCCAGCCAGUUCGAAGCGUGUCGAGUUGCGCCCUAUGUGAACGUGGGCGCCCUGCGGAUGCCCUUCCAGCAGGAUAGUCAUUGCAACGUGACGCCCUUGUCCUUUCAGGUUCAGGCGCAGCUGCAGCUGGACAGCGCCGUGGCGCACGCGCACCACCACCUGCACCCGCACCUGGCCGCGCACGCGCCCUAUAUGAUGUUCCCCGCGCCGCCCUUCGGACUCCCGCUGGCCACGCUGGCCGCGGACUCAGCCUCCGCCGCCUCGGUCGUGGCGGCCGCCGCCGCCGCCAAGACCACCAGCAAGAACUCCAGCAUCGCCGACCUCAGACUGAAAGCCAAAAAGCACGCGGCUGCCCUGGGCCUGUGACCCGCGUGCGCCCGCGCCUGGAGCGACCCUCCCCCAGACGGCGUGCUCCACCGACCGACGGACCGGGCCAGGCUGGAGAAGUGGACUCCUUCGCAGGAAGAAAAUUCCUGUUGGGUAAAAAAUAAAAGAGUCAAAAGAGAGAGAGAGAGAGAGAGAGUGUGAGAGAGAGAGAGAGAGAGAGAGAGAGAAAGUAGAAAAGGCCAACCAGAGCGAAAAACGAGAACUAUUUCGUGUUGCGAAUUUUGUUUGGGAGAAGCUGAUGCUGGAGACCCAAGGAACAAAGACUCAAAUGGUUCACGUAUUUUAUACAUGUGAAAAGACAGACCCUGGACAAAUGGAGCGAAUGGGGAGGGAGGGGCGUUUCCAGCUCGCAGAGUGUGUGGGUCUUCCCCCUGGACGCGCUCAGGGCUGCCAGGGAGAGGUAGACUCACUUGGAGGCUUCGCCGCCUGCGCCGUGGGGAAGCUCACAGGUUUGGAAAGUGACUUUUUUUUUUCUGCGAAGUUCACUUUAAUAUGAGAAAUUUGAGAAGCGAGGCGGGCCUCCUUUCACGCUGAAUCCGUGACUUUGAGUGAAAACCACCACCACGGGAGGGCCGGAGAGGGAAAACUCAUCUGAAGAACCUUAAGAAGGAGGAGAGAAUAUAUCGAUGCGACAAGGGAGAAGGAAACUGGAUGCCCCAGACACCGAUUUUGCUGGAAAACAGGCGAUGUGGGCGGCUGGCUGGGCUGACCCGGGCCAGAACUCUGAGAAUCCCAGUUUGCAUGUUCCCCAUUUUCUGAGGUCAGCGCUUCCCGCCUCGGCUCCCCUGCGAGCGCAGGCUCCACGCUCCUCAGUGCUCUCCCAAACAAUACCCACCGUCUGGAACUCUCCACCGCCCUGUCCUGCCCUGCCCCGUCUGGACCCGGGGACCCUAGGGGGAGUGGGAAGGAGGGAGAGUCACACUCUGGCCUGGCGGUGGCAGGAAAGGUGGAGAAAGGCAAGAAAGGAGAGGAUGGAGGCCCAGCGCUCCCCUGGCCCCUGCGCCCUGGACUCCCCGCGGCGGCGCUUCCCUGCCGCUCCUCCCUCCCCUCUCUCGCCUGGUCGCUGACCCCUUGAAAUGCUGUCCGAGAACCCCCAGCUCUGUGUGCCCUCUCGUCCCUUUGCACUCACCCACCCAGCUAGAUACAGGCGCUAGGCUUGUGUAAAAUAUGUGGAUACACUCGAACAAAGUUUAUUUUCGCUAUAAUGUGUGAGCUGACGGUUGACGUGGGCGUUUGCAUUUUAACCCACGAAGGUGUAUAUUCCAGCGAUUUUCUGUUUGCUUGUUUGUUUUCCAUCCACGUAGGCUAUUUAAACGGGGGUGCCUGGGACUGAGCUAGCUGGCACCCCAGUCUCUAGGCCUCCUGAGGGUUAACUGGGUUUUUUCCUUCUGAUUUACAAGAAAGAGGAAAAGCUCCUUUAACUGAACUCUGGUAUGCGGUUGAGCUUUGUAACUAUUUGUUCUCCAUGAAAACAAGAUUAUUUAUAUUUGCCAUAUUUUUUCUAGUGUAUUAAGUUAUUUUAAACGAAAGAAGAUGCUGUUAUUUCAUGGCGUGUUUUGUCGGUACAAAAGGUUUCAGUUUCACCUCUGUUAAGCCUUUUAAAUAAGUGCCAAGUUAUUCAUUGAAGACACUUUGCGAUCAAAAUUGAAUGAAAAUAGUAUUGUUUCAUUUGAUGGGGUUCGCUUCAUCUUUGUUCCUGUGACUAUUAAACUGCCGGGACAGUC
This is a messenger RNA of Sorex araneus (European shrew), 2732 nucleotides long. RefSeq names its product short stature homeobox 2 (gene SHOX2). The record is from RefSeq and is a predicted model, not a curated record. The coding region runs from base 1 to 987 and encodes 328 amino acids. Gene Ontology annotation, molecular function: DNA-binding transcription factor activity, RNA polymerase II-specific; sequence-specific double-stranded DNA binding. Gene Ontology annotation, biological process: regulation of transcription by RNA polymerase II. The transcript is spliced from 5 exons. Gene Ontology annotation, cellular component: nucleus. Lineage: Eukaryota; Metazoa; Chordata; Mammalia; Eulipotyphla; Soricidae.